UCGGGAGAUUAGGAAGGGCACAGCGGGGGCCUGCGGCGGGGCGGCAGCGCCCGGCCCCUUCCCCACCCCCGGGGCGGACGGGGGGGGCUUCUUGCCUGCGAAUAGACGAGACGCCUCGCAGAAGCCGGGGAGGGAGCCGGAGCCCGGACGGGUGCCAAGGGCGCAGCGGCCCCCCCGGUUUUACACCCCGCCGGCCCCAGACUGCGGUGCCCGUCCGCGGCGAGGGGAACGCGGCGGGGCCGCACCGGGCGGGGAGAGAGUCCCCCCCGCAGCCGGGGAAGAAGGACCGGGGCGGGGGGGGAACGACGACGGGGGACCCUGCGUCAGUGCAGGGCCGUCCCCCUUCCCCUCCCCGUGCGCUCGGCUCUGCCUCCCGCCAGCCUCCCACGCCUCCCGCGAGGUGCGGCCGCGCUACAUAAACACGGCCCCGCCGCCGCCGCCGGGGCUCUCCGCUCGCGGCCCGACGGAGGCGCCUGGCCGGGCAGCGGGCACCGCAGCGGCGGCGGGGAGCGGAGCGGCGGCGGCCGCGCGGCUCCGGGGACCGACGGGGCGGGAGGCUCCGGCGGGCAGCGGCGGAGGGCUGCGCGCUCCCCCGCGGGCGGCGGCGGCCCCGCCCGAGCCCGGGCGGCCGGAGGAGGCAGGGCGGCGGCUCCCCGCCGGCGGCGGGCUCCCGGCGGUAUGGCCCUGGCGGACAGCGCCCGCGGGCUGCCCAACGGCGGCGGCGUCUCGCCGGCGGCAGGGAGCGGGGCGGCGGGCAGCGGGGCGGCGGCGGCGGCGGGCGGCUGGUCGUCCUUCCCGGAGAUCGUGGAGCUGAACGUGGGCGGGCAGGUGUACGUGACGCGGCGCUGCACGGUGGUCUCGGUGCGCGACUCGCUGCUCUGGCGCAUGUUCUCGCAGCAGCAGCCGAACGAGCUGCCCCGGGACAGCAAGGGCCGCUUCUUCCUCGACCGCGACGGCUUCCUCUUCCGCUACAUCCUGGACUACCUGCGGGACCUGCAGCUGGUGCUGCCCGAGCACUUCCCCGAGCGCAGCCGCCUCCAGCGGGAGGCCGAGUACUUCCAGCUGCCCGACCUGGCCCGCCGUCUGGCGCAGGCUCGGGCCGCCGCCGCCGCCCGCCCCGCCGCGCUGCACCGCGACGGUUCGCUCUGCGUCGACGAACCGCCGCCGCCGCCGCUCCUCGGCUACCUGGAGGCCGAGCCGCUGGAAGGGGGCGGCGGCGGGGCCGCGGCGUCCGCCCCGUCGCCCACCGCCAGCCGCAGCCCCUCGGGCGGGCCGCUGCUCACGCCCUCGCAGUCGCUGGACGGGGCGGGCGGGCGGCGCUCGGGCUACAUCACCAUCGGCUACCGGGGCUCCUACACCAUCGGGCGGGAGGCGCAGGCCGACGCCAAGUUCCGGCGGGUGGCCCGCAUCACUGUCUGCGGCAAGACGGCGCUGGCCAAGGAGGUCUUUGGGGAGACGCUGAACGAGAGCCGUGACCCCGACCGCCCUCCCGAGCGCUACACCGCCCGCUACUACCUCAAGUUCAACUUCCUUGAGCAGGCCUUCGACCGGCUCUCCGAGGCCGGCUUCCGCAUGGCUGCCUGCUCCUCCACCGGCACCUGCGCCUUCGCCCCCGAGCAGGGUGGCCCUGCCGAUGACAAGAUUUGGACCAGCUACACCGAGUAUGUCUUCUGCCGGGACUGAGCAGCCGCCCGGCCCGUGGCGUGGGGAUGAGGGGGCAGCCCCUGCACGCCCGUGCGCACAUGGUCCCCUCCCGGCCUGGAGCAAGGAGGACGUGGAGGGGAGGCUGUGUUCCCCUGCGCUUUCCUCACCCCUGCGCCCGCCUCCAUGCGCAAGGCGGGUCAGCUCCCAGUGCAGCCCCCACCCCUCCUGCACGUGCCUCCUGACGGACCCGGGGGACGGGGGACGGGAGGUCACCGUGUCUUGCUUCGGCCACUGUGUCCCUGCUUGGCCACCACAUCCCUGCUCAGCCACUGCAUCCCGGCUUAUGCCAUCAUCCUCCCUCCCAUGCCUCCCAGUAGCUGUGUCGGUAGCGAGGAAGGAGAGAGGUACCGGGAGCAGGCAGGUGCCCGUCCCAGGAAAGCACGUGCGUGUCCCCAGCCCCUGCCCCUCUCCGUGCGCAGGACCUGAGAGAGAGCUCUGUCAGGGUGGGGUGUUUUAAAAACCACCCGUUUAGGGGCUGAAGAACUUUUUGGUUGCUUUUCAGCAACUUCUGUUGAAGGUGGCACAAAGACAGCAUGAGUGGCUGCCUUUUCUCAUCCCGGUACUCCUAAGGGGGAUUUUGCCUUGCUGGGCAGACCCAAACUGGUCCAUUUUAUCCCUCUGCCACCCCAUCAAAGUGAUGUCUGUCUGUGAAGGACCGUCACACAGAAGUGAUGCCUGGCUGUGAGGGGUUGGCACUCCAGCUCAUGCUUCUUCUAUAGACAUGAGUAAUUUUGCAGGAGGUGUGUGUGUGUGUGGCCCUUUGUGACCUGCUGCAUCCAUCUCCUCUCUCUGCUCCUUAUCUCUCUGAACUCCCCUCUCCAAGCUGUUAAACUGGACCAGAGCCUGCACAGCAGGCACGUAAGGCUGGUGUGGAAGGACAGGAUCGCUGGAUAACCAACCAUUUGAACUACAAAGUGUCUUCAGAGACACUUGUUUAUUCCCUCGAGAGGUAAAACAACGAUGCUUUGAAAAAUUAAAGUGCUUGUGAAUCAUAACUUUCAUGGGUGGUGUGAAGUCCUUAUAAUUCUCUUGAAGUUACUGUCUAUGAUAUGCAUAGAAUACCCCAUGCGUGUUUCCUUGAACGCCCUCAAAACGAUGACGGUGAGACAAAGCCAGGCUUGCCAGAGCAAAGGUAGGGCCUGCUUCCUGGGAAGCUGAAAUCAUGUAUGUUGAAUUAAUGAAGAUGGACAUUAUAAGUGCAAUCAAGAGCACCCUGCUUGUUACUUUAAGUUUUGUCAUGUUAGUGCUGUAAAACUUUGAAGCCAAUAGAAUUGAUGCUGAAACCACAUCUUUAAGAACCAGUCUCUCAGUUUGUCGUGGCAGUACUUCCAGGGCAAUGACACUGCUGAGAUUAAGUACCUCUUCCUAGACAAACUUAGUGCUUCUUAGAAAGGAUUAAGCCCUGUACUUAGAAAAACAAGAAUGAUGCCAACUAUCUUCAGGGGAAAUUACCCUUUCUAAGCUGUAUUUUGUUUGUGCUAUCAAACAGUCUUUCUUUCCUGAAGAAGGCAGCCAUAGCUUGCUUUGGAACAGACAAUCUGAGGAGUAGGUUUUUCUAAUAAAUUUGUGAAGAUUGGGAUACAAAAGCACUUUCCUUUAAAUCCUGAACUUGAUUUAAAACUCUGUGUUGUCAGUUCAGAACUUCACAAAAAAAUAUUCUAAAUGUAUCCCAAGUGUUGAAGAAUUUAGCAGUAUGUAGUAAAGGCUUGAAGUUACAUUUUUAAAACUCUUGAAUAAUAAAUUGUUCUAACUCCAAAUUUAGAAAUACUGCUAGCACUUGUAUUCUAACCAAAGAAUUUCACAGUAGGGUUUUAUUUUUAAAACCUUAAUUCCUUUGAAAAGAGCUACAGCUACAUAAUGUAUUGAGUUUCAGUGCUCAGUCUCUGUGUUCACCACUUGGUCUUUCAUUAAGUGCAUGCCUAACUGCACAAAACUGAAAAUAAUUUGCAGCACUGUGUUUGGUUUUGGUUUUUUUUUUUUUUUUUUUUGUUAAUAUUAGCAAGAUUGUUUAUCAAUGUGGUUAAACUGAAGAUGUAGAUGGGAAAGCAUUGGGUGGUGUCCAGUUGUAGACAGUUUUAUAAUGGAGUAUUUUUAAAAGGAUAGAAACGUAUACCUGCCAAAUGUGAUGAGCAAUAAGAUCAAGUGAGAGGCCAAUACACCUGAAGACGGAACAAAACCCGCUUGUCCUAUGCCUUACUCUGAGAUGAUUCCUUUGUGCUUAACUUAUUUAUACCACAAGUGAAAAGACGUUGAUCACAGCUACUAGGUCUUUACAAUGCCGUUCUCAAGAAUAAUGACUGUCUUUUUCUAGUUUCUGUUAAGUAAUUCUGAAGUAUGUUUUUUAAAAUUUUGUAUAAAAUCAGUUUUCAGUAAAGUCUUGAAAUUUGCUCUAGAUAGCUUUCUUUUUUUAAGAAUCUGGUAGCUUACUAUAUCCAUCAUAGGUACUAUGAAUAGGGGCAGUUUUAAAUUGAACUUGUGAUUCAGUGUACAUAUAUAUACAGUAUAUAAACAUUUUACACGAAUCAUUUAGUUUUUUAAUCAUUUUAGUGCUACAGAAUUUCAUAAUAUAUCUAGCUGAGCAUUUACAUAUUAUGCUAUGUACAUAAUAUAGUAAUGUUUUAUUGGUUUCCUAUACCUGUUUCUAUGGAAAAACUGAAUAUGAAUAUCAGCUUGUAGAACUGCGAUUGAUUAUGUAUUUGCCUGAAUGUGAAUCAUAACUAAACUUCCAGGUGGUUGAAUGCAUCUCCAAAACAAAGAUUGCCUGUAUUUUGAUCAAUAAUUGCCUAUCUGUUUGCUGGCAGAUGACCCAGGAACUCUCAUAUUUCAAGUAAAAAUGAGUGUAAUAAAAACAUAAACUAAUGGUUUUUUAAUCUUUGUGUUUGUGCUAAAAUCUCUAAGUAUUAUUAUUAGGAAAUAGGGCCCUUCAUUUACCGAUAACUCAUUAAAUUUAGGCUUAAAAUGAUGGUGCCAUAAAUGUAAUAGUCAUUUGAUGGUUUGGCACAGAAGACAGUAUUUUUCUUAAACAUUGCUCAGUAAUUUCAGUAGAAUUUUUAGAAGGUAAAAUGCUUGUCUCUUGUGAUGAGAACUCAAAGAACAGAUAAACAUGACGACUCUGCUAACCUGUUGAUGUGCAGAAGGACAAAAAUCUAAAGGCACAGUACCAGAGUCCUGUAUACCUUUUGUAGCUGUUGUUCACAGUUCAUGUACUUAUGGAUGAAUGCAGUAGCAUUUACAAGUGCUAUUAAAAAAAACAAAGGCAGUCUUUCUUUUACUUAGAAGUUAAGGCAUAGGUCUUUUCAGUGAUGCAUAUCAUGAAGGGUGACUGCAGAUGUUUGACAGGAUGUUUAUAUUUUUAUACAUGUAGAUAACAAGCCACUUAUUCAUUCUUACUUUCACAUGUAUAGCACUGAAAAUAAAGAUCCUCCUAGGAAAACAUUGCAUACCAAAUUAAAUUCUUGUUCUUUAAAUAUUAACUCAGCUGUGUGGUUUAUGCUGUCCUUUUUACUCUUGGUGAAGAUGUCAUUAGCUUUGCUCUCUCUUCCACAGUAUCACAUUUGUAACUUCAGCAAAGACUCCAAACAAAUAUGUAAAGCAGAAACAUAGAGCAAAGACUAUUUUGUGUAUAGGGAUCUCUAGUAACACCUGUGGCAAGAUAAACAGAAAUGUGUAAUGCUCAGACUGCGUACUUUCAGGUGUCACAGACAAUUUUUGUAGUACUGGUCAAUAUAAAUCAGUCCUCAGGAAACCACAGUAAUUAAGCAGCUUAAUUUGAACAGGACAGAAUAGUUGUUGAAAUAAAAUGUUGAUGUUUUUUAUGAAGCCAGAGAAUAACAACAUUGGCUAUAGUGCUCAUUUAAUGAAAGAAACAUGAUUACCUAAGGAAAUAAAUGAUCUGAGCAAAAUGCAUUUAAAAAUUCUGUUAAGGAGCAGAGGGGUGAUUUUGUUAGCUACCCUGUGAUCUCUAGUGAACUGUUAUAAACCUGACAAUUUAUAAUUUACAAUAAAGCUGUGAUCAGUUUCAAAGAAAAUCAGUAAUGAAUUGCUAAUAUAACCCAUGUGUAUGAAGCGCCUGUGUAUUUAAUAAAACUUUCUUGGGUAGCAGGUUUAUCAUGCAAAGGAACCAGCUGAAGGAAGUUUAAUCAAAUGUUUUAUUUGAUGGCUUAAUAGUAUUUGAGAGCUUUGUUAUCUUGCAAAUCUUAGGUCUCAUUUCCUUUACACUACCACUGCAAUUACCCUGCUCACCCCCAUCCCUUAUAUUUUACUUUUGCUGGGCCAAAGACAGCACGUUCUUUGGCAGAGCCAGUUUUUGCUGUGCUGAAGGUUAUGGCUGAAUUCUACCUUUCUCUUUCAGUGAACUAUAGACUUUUUUCCCCUUUCUUUUACCCAGCCAGCAGUAUUCAUGGAAUUUGUAGGAACAUAACAUCUGUGAAUUUUUUUAGUUCUUUCAAUUGUAUUUGAAAUUACCCGUCAACUCAGAAGUUAAGGGGGACAGAUGUCCACCCAAAUGGACAAUACAAGUGUAUGAGCCUUAUUUCCUUAGGAAACAAGGCUAGCAACAAAUUACUGUAAUUAAUGUCUGGCACUGUCUAUAUAAAGGAGAACAGAGUAGUCCAAUUGUACUAAAUCCCUACAGGCCGAGGAGGCAAGCAGUCACGCUCACUUUUGCAACGCUGGCCAGUCAGCCAAACAAAUGGGUGGACUAGAAUGUCUUAAAAAUAUUUCCAGCCUCCAAAUUUCUGCGGUGUUUCCAAGUGUAGCUUGAACAGCUUUGGGUCUUGUUUCAACAGCCCUUCUUGGCUGCUUGUCUUAUAUCUAUCUAUUGGUACCUUUGCUGAAGAAACUUUUUGUUAUGAAUAUCGAGCUUUUAGGACUCCUUCUGCCCUUUUGCCUGACAGAAUUGGAUCAAAAUGUGCAAGGAAAUAUUUUCUGAAGGCUAGAUUUGACUAUUUUUUUUUCAUUAUAGGAAAUCUUCAGUUUAGUUGUUAACGAAAGAUUAGCAGAAAUGCAUUAUUUAUUUAGAAAGUACUAGCAUUUAAUUUUAUGAAACAAUGCUAGUUUUAUUUUUCAUUAAAAUGAACUGCCUGUGUUUUUCCCCAUGCAGUGAACUGUACUAGAUGUAAGGCUCUGCUGCUGAGCAAAACUCUUAUGUAUGAUUGCUGAAGUAUUAAUACCACCGUUGCAAGCAGUCUGCUGGAAAGACCCAGCACAACUGCUGAGACAGUCAAAACCAUCGUCAGUCAAAUCGUCAUCACAUUUCUUCCCUGUUCCACUCUUCACUGUGUUCAAACUGGAAUAAAAUUAAGCUCUGUUAAACA
Falco peregrinus (peregrine falcon) is the source of this 7019-nucleotide messenger RNA. RefSeq names its product potassium channel tetramerization domain containing 12 (gene KCTD12). The transcript has a single exon. The record is from RefSeq and is a predicted model, not a curated record. Gene Ontology annotation, cellular component: postsynaptic membrane; presynaptic membrane. Lineage: Eukaryota; Metazoa; Chordata; Aves; Falconiformes; Falconidae. Gene Ontology annotation, biological process: regulation of G protein-coupled receptor signaling pathway; protein homooligomerization. Gene Ontology annotation, molecular function: protein binding. Bases 679 to 1683 code for a protein of 334 amino acids.